This is a messenger RNA of Rhipicephalus sanguineus (brown dog tick), 7019 nucleotides long. RefSeq names its product T-box transcription factor TBX20. NCBI's taxonomy places the organism in Eukaryota, Metazoa, Arthropoda, Arachnida, Ixodida, Ixodidae. The record is from RefSeq and is a predicted model, not a curated record. The transcript is spliced from 7 exons. Gene Ontology annotation, cellular component: nucleus. Gene Ontology annotation, molecular function: DNA-binding transcription factor activity, RNA polymerase II-specific; RNA polymerase II cis-regulatory region sequence-specific DNA binding. The coding region runs from base 105 to 1805 and encodes 566 amino acids. Gene Ontology annotation, biological process: positive regulation of DNA-templated transcription; cell fate specification; regulation of transcription by RNA polymerase II.
CCGGAGGCGUUGCCCAGAGCCGCUUGGGGCGCCACAAGCGGACCCCGGCCGAGCCCCGCGGCGUCCGCGCACGGAUACGAGGAGUCAGCCGGCCGCCGGACUCUAUGGUGGCGGCGCACAUGGAACCCGCCAGAGCCAGCCCUAUGUCGGCGCGGGCCAAGGACUUCUCCAUCGAUGCCCUCAUCAGCCGCCGACCCUGCGACAGCUCCAACGACGGCUCGGACGCCGACACCCCUGGACCGCCGCUGCUGCUCGACGCCGACAAGUUGUGUGAGCCAAGCAGUCCCUUGCUGCUUCGCUCCCAGAGGCGCUCGGCGUCGUCUCCGGAUACUGGAGCUCCCGGUCUGCAGUUCCUGGGCCGCUUCGGCGGCCCCGGCUCGGCAUCGGCGCGGCUGGAAGCGUCGCCGCCCUCGAGCGUCUCGUCGCUGGCCGACGACGAACUCGCGGAAGCGCCCGGCGGCGACUUCGCCUCACCCGCGCGACGGCCCGACAGCGAGCCCGGCGGCCCCGAGUCCGGCGGGGCGCCGACCGGUGGCUCGCGGCCCGGCAAACAGCGGGAAGGUGCCUCCAAGGGCUCCGCACGCGUCGAGAACCCCCAAAUCUUGCCUCGCUGCAAUUGCGACGAGCUGAGGAACGCUGACGCUCAUCUGGAGACAAAAGACCUGUGGGAGAAGUUCCACGAACUCGGUACCGAGAUGAUCAUCACCAAGACAGGAAGGCGGAUGUUUCCUACGCUACGCGUCUCAUUCAACGGCCUGCAUCCUGACGGGCGCUACGUGGUCCUACUAGACAUCGUUCCUGUGGACAACAAGCGGUACCGGUACGCGUACCACCGGUCCUCGUGGCUGGUGGCCGGCAAGGCGGACCCUCCGUCGCCGGCGCGCCUCUACGCGCAUCCGGACUGUCCCUUCACGGGGGACCAGCUGCGGAAGCAGGUCGUCUCCUUCGAGAAGGUCAAGCUCACAAACAACGAGAUGGACAAGCAGGGACACAUCGUGCUGAAUUCUAUGCACAAGUAUCAACCACGGAUCCACUUGGUCAAGCUGCGGCCGGACUGCUGCUCAAAUCCACCCGUCAUAACGGACCUCGAAGCCGAGCAAUUUCGCACUUAUAUCUUCCCUGAAACAGUGUUCACCGCUGUAACAGCAUAUCAAAAUCAACUAAUAACCAAACUUAAAAUAGACAGCAAUCCAUUCGCCAAGGGCUUUAGAGAUUCUUCAAGACUAACAGAUCUAGAAGGAGAAUCUGUGGAAACAUUACUUCGAGAGCAUGCUUUUCGACACUCGCCCUUUAGGGCUUUCAUGACUGGAGAUUUACCGCCAGAGCAUCAAUUCCUCGCCACUGCGGGUGCCUUGGGCCGGCUGCCGACGGGAAGCGAGCUCCUGCUGCUGGCCAAUGGCGCGUCCCCCUGGAAAGUACCUACAGUGCCCAUGGCCAUGGCCGACCUGACGGCACUUAUGAGCGCCCAGCAGCAGCAGAUGCACUCGAUACCCGGCCUCUACCUGGGCUUCCCGCGCACGCUGUUCCCGCCCUUCGCGGUGGCUGGCACAGCAGCGGCAGCGCCCGUGCCGCCUGCGCGCUCCCCGUGCCCACCGCCGCCAACGUCGCCGACGGCGGCAGGUCGCGCCGCCCCCAGUGCCAGCUCACCUGGACCGCCACUGUACCCACCGCGCGCAGCCGCGGCCGCCGCCGCCUAUCCUGGCCUCAAGUUCCACCCCUACUUCCAUCCGAGGCUCCUCAGCGCCGCCGCGGGGCCGCGGGAGGGCAGCCCCGUCGAGUACGACACAGCCGCACCGCAAGUGUGAACGCUGCUGCAACAGCAAUCCAGUGUGCCUGGUGUGCGCCAAUGUGUGGGCAGUGCAAUGAACAGUUCCACAUUUGUACAGUUAAGGGACGACGAACUACUGAACUGUAUAUUGCCCUUGACGAUGGUACGAUGUCCCACGCGUCUAUUGGUUUGCAGGUCAAUGUGUCGCUAUGCUGCGACGCCGAAUCUGCACCACUUCCGAGAAUGUUGAUAUUGGUAAUCUGGCAUCCUCAUGUAUGGAAUCAGCUGGGUUUUCCUACUGUCAUUUGUGCACAAAGCCCGUUGUCUACUGUGCACAAAAUAAUGGCGUGUUUGUAUGCCACAGCUCCUGGCAGCUUGGCACUGUCAUUACGGGUGGACUAUAAUUAUCAGCUCAUGUGGCACUUAGAUUGCACUUUGUGAUGACAAAAGAUAGUCUCUCCUUUUUCUAAUCAACUCAUGCUUGACUGCCGUGGCCAAUGUGUAGUAUUACUGCACAUCCUAUCUGAAAACAUGCGAUUCAGAUGCAAUGCUCUCAGGUCGAUUUCUAAGUUUCGACCUUUUGCAUGCACAGCCAACAUACAAUUUCGGUCAUGACUGUCAUGCAGCCCUUACCUCUUGAGAAGUUGUGAUGCUUACAUAAAUGAGAUCAGAACGGCUGCACCAACCUCUCAAUAUCGGUUCCAGUUAACAUCUCCAUGCCUCACCUGUUAAUGUGGGGGAGGCAGUGCGGCAUAUACUUGAAACAUAUCUUCAGUAUUUGGCUUCCAUCAUCUUUUAUGUUGAUAGUUACAAGACUAAAGUCAGAUAUUGGCAACCAUGAAAGCCUAACCUCCAGAAGCAUUAACUCAUCAAAUCUUGCCUUUGCUUUAUGUCCCCUGCUUUUUCUAACUGUAAAUGUAGAAACUCCCCACAUGUUUUUAUUCUGGCCCAGUGAGCACCCUUUGAACCUAAUUUAUGUUACCAAUGCAUGGAGGCUUAUAUAUCACCUAGCUUUCAUUUACCUAUUAAGAUAUUUUAACGAAAACUGUAGUAUAUGUGACUUCAUUUAAAUACAAAGCCAAUUCCAGUUUCUUGUAUAUGAUAAAUCUGGUAUUCCCAGAUACAUUCCUUGCAGGAGUAAUCACUUCUGCAAACAAUGCAGUGGAAUGAAAGGUUAUAUAGCUCGACACUGCGAAGUCUGUAUCUGCAGGGGCAGUCGCCCUACAGACUCAAGACAUGAUUGCUGCCACUGUUCCCCAUCACUACUUCUGGUCCACACUGAUUCCCAAGUACUUCCCACCGCAUGAUAGUGUUUCAACCUUCACCAUUUUAAAUCAAAGUGAGAACAGCAUAAGAUGACGAGGACAGCUGGACGUAGAGACUCAAAUUAGUAUGCUGUAUCAGUUUUUCUUUCAGUAUACAAAUUCACGUCAUUUGGCUUUGGCAGAGUCUUCAAUUCAGUUGUGUACCACCAACAACCUAGUUUACUUCCAUUAAUGUUUCAUUUCGUGGAGCUUCACAGCAAAAAACCCAAUAUGAUAAAACCUUAGGUUGUGUCUGACAAAAAAUAAACGAGCCCUCAAUCAAUCCCCUCUUUCGCUCAGUAUGAUACAGUCACAGUCUCGGCAAUCUUAAAUAUGUGACCCAUCAUGCAAGAACUUCUAUAAGGGCUACAAAAGUGAGCCUCUCAUUAACAAAGCUUAAUUUUGAGAUGUUAUAACCUUCUCUUUGUUGUAAUAACCAGGAAACACAAUUCAUAAUAUUCACUGGGAAAUAUAGUGGACAGAAUCUGGCACUGAUACAUAUCUGCUCUUUCCACCUACAGAAACAUAGCAGCGCACAUGCAUAGUACUAUGAAACUUUCCUACUCACGGGAAAAGGCAUCAGGAGUGUCGAGACGCUCCUGAUGCCACAAAUCUGAUUGCGAGUGACACAGGUUGAAUAGAAGGGUGGCGAGAGUAAAAGCAGCUUGAGGUGAACAGGCCCCUUAGCUUUCACAUUGCCAUGCAGAUGGCUCUGGUUCCUGAUUAAAUAAAAACAUUUCAGUUGAAGUCCGGGAAUUUUACAUGCCAAAACCACGAUAUGAUUACAAGGUGCGCCAUUGUGGGGGACUCCAGAAUAAUUUGGAACACCUCGGUUUCCAGGGACACUUAAGAUAAAUACUAAAUCAGUUUGAACUGAUCAAUCAUUCUUCUAAAUUUAUACUAUAAUUUCCCGAUCAUAGGUUCAUUAGAAGAAAAGGUGAAAGUCAGAGUUCCAUUUUCUUUGUUUCAUGCUGAGACCCCAGUGCCAGUGCGUCAUUAUGAUGUCACUGAUUUCAAAGUAUUUUUUCUUACUACGGCCACACUGACGCAAUAAAAGUGCCUGACACUUGUCAUGUUAGGUGUUUGGCUCCUUUAGAACACAAUGUAUUCAAUUUUAAUCGAUACAGUAUUAUAGAGGCUCCACCAGAUGCCCUCAAAAUCUAUAACAUCAUCAGCAUUGCCAUCAGCCUCUCCUUCCUAUGCCCUUUCCUGCUUGCCAAGCAUCUACUAAUGGCAAUAGUGGCAUUUUUGGUAGCCUAGAGGGGUAAUUUAUUAUUAUAAAUCAGAUCAUUUUUCUCUUAAAUGUCUCUUUAAUGUACACCUAAAUCCUGAGUAUACAAGCGUUUUUCCAUUUUUCCGCCGUCAAAAUGUGACUGCCCAUGGCCAGGAUUGAAACCCCGACCUUGAGCUCAGCUGAACAUAACCACUAACCUACCAUGGUAGGGAGUCAGAAAGUUGAAACAGAUUUUCAAGAAUUAUAAAGCCUAAGAAUUAAAUUUAAGGUUAAAAAUCUCUUAACCCCCAUCACGUUGGUAGUGAUUACCCACUUCUUACUGUAACGGGUAUAUAAUGCUCGAAAAAACGAAGGAGCACACAAGUUGAGUGCCCUUGUAGUGUCCUCUUUUUUUUGGGGAGGGGGGGUCAUAUUUUCAAGCAUUUUAUACCUGCUACGAUGCUAUACCAAUAAAGCCAAACAUCAACCCUUCACCUAUUUUGUCAAUUUAAAAUUCUCACAUACGAAGUAUGUGAAAUAAAGCUAUCCAUAAUGUUACUUUUGGUGCAUUUUUAUGAAAUAAAAAGGGAUUGUUCAACUGAAAUGGUAAGUUUGAGUGGAAAGCCAUUAUGAACCAUUACCACCAUUGGUAUCUCACUAAGAAUAUAAGGUAGGAUUUAAGCUCUGUUUUGACAGGCUGCCAAGUGCUGUUAGUACACAACAUGGCCCUAAAAGAAUUUUAAUGAGAAGGCAUCUCUGACACAUGCCGGCCUUAAUUGUUAUUUGUUGUUCAUGUUUUCACAGAAUAUUUAACAAAGCAAUUUCAGAGAAAACUGUCCACUUAUCAGUGAACAAUGUACUAAUGGCAUUUUAUGGUUUCCAUUCUUAUUUGUUUAAAACUGCAUGGCAUUCCUUGAACAAUCUAACUUAUGCUAUGAUGACAAACUUAGUGUUACUUUCUGACCGAGUUGGUGUAUCAGGUAUGUUAGCCAACAUUCAGUUAGGUGUUUAAAUAUCAAAUUAACUUCUCUCAACAAUUACCGAAGGUUUGCUUUUUCAAACCAUGUGCUCCAAGAGAAGCACCUAGAAGCGAUAUAAGACACAGAACGCCUUACUUCUUCCUCAGGACACUGAGUGCGCUGCACUAUAACUGAAACGUUUUCAUCAUAAAGCACUACGAAUCACACUUACAGCUUAACACACGCUGCACCAUCAGCAAGGAAACUACCUUAUGCUGCAAACAUUCCAGUUAUUAAACAGAUUAAAUGAGCACUGUUUACGUGUACUAGCUGUCAAGCUUAAUAUAUUAUUCAGCAUGCAGAGUCUUUCUUUUCACUAGUCAACAUUGCAUGCUGCAUAAAAGAGAACCUCUCGAAAAUGCUGUUUCAGCAUGCAUCCACACAUUUGCAUGAGUGUAUCCUAAUAAUGUUUGUUGCAUUGCAUCACACAUGCUGCUGGAUACCAGUGAAAUGCUAAUGGCUGGCAGUGGCUGGUAAGGGUACAAAGAAAGCACUUCAGAAAAAUCAAAAUGUUUAUCACACAAUGUGCAGAUACAAAGAUCAACCUGUGCCAGAAAGAAGCACGUUUCCUUUUCAGUAAGCGGUACUUAAGUAUGAUAAGUGAUGGCUAUCUGACCUAAAAAGAAAAAAAGGCUAUCACAAUUGUAAGUGCACUUGUCCAGCAUGCACAGGGCUUUUCUUUAUUGUGUGUGUGGACUAAGAAAAAUCUAAGUCUGCUGAUAGCAGAGAGUCAAUCACUGCCUUCAAUUGCUGGCUAUGAGCGUAUCAUUUAUCCUCUACAGAACAUUGCCGAGAAGGGGAACCAAGAAUCAAUGUAUCACUAAGGCAGUGUCUAUGUGUGCAAAUGUGUGCGUCAGCAGCAGCCUUCAUGGCACUCGCAGAAGUAAUGUGGUGCACACAUACACGUAUGUGCAAGUAGUAUUUAAGCACUACAAUGUUAGUGAUAGCACACGACAUAAAGUAAAUGAGAUACUAGGUCUGUCGUGAAGGUCCUUUAACAGAAUUGUUUGCUCAAGUCACUCUGACCGCCAUGCUCCAAUCGUGCUACCGUACACUAUCUUGUGGUCUGUUUUGUAUAAUGCUUCAUUCUACAACAAUCCUUCCUGCCCAUACACGGAGAGAAAUAAGAAAUUAAGCAGAGAUAAUAUGGUAAAGAGGCACGACAAGCGCUUAUCUAUCAUUUAGUUGCAUGAUACAACCGCUAAGCAAAUGUAGCUUUUUCAUUUUUUUUUUCGCAAAACGUAGCAAGUGCUGGUUGUCUAAUGCACUAUUAGAAAAAAGAGGCAAUUUACUAUGUGAUGCCCUUUGUUAUUGGAGCAUGGUUGAUGCAGAGCCUUCAGCAAACGGAAUUCCUGAAAGUUUUCGAAUUAUUACGCAUGACCUAGUAUAAGACAAGAAAAAAUGCAAAAUUGAGACGACUGUGUUCUGUACAUACUUUCUUUCUGUUCAUAAUCGAUGGGGUCGUGCGGUGGUAUUGGAACAAGGAAUGUCCUUUUGCCGCAACCCAGUCAGCGACAAUGGAUGCAUUUGUAAAAUAUAUAUUUUGUGAAUAGUGUUUGUAGAUGUGCCGUCUUUUCCAAUUAUGAAUAUAUGCGGAAAUUUCAGGCAUGCAGUCUGUUUUUCAUGUCAAGAUCUAAGCAUUUUCUAGGCACCUGUUGACAACAUGGAGCAGAAACACUGUGACAUAAAACCAAUAAACGUGUACUAUUUCUCAA